CAAAAUCAACCAAAACAAAGCCACGUGCUAACAUAAACCGCGUCUGCAAAAGCAACAGUCAAAGGACAUAUAUACGGCGAGUUGGCUCUCCGAAAGCGCAGUUGUGAACAAGGCGAAAAACCAGAGAAAAGCCAUGUGGCGAAUUCGUGAGAAGAACAGAAUCUGAGGAGCAUGAACAACAGUUACGAUAAUAUACCGGUUAGUACUGUUCGGAUAAUGGAUAUUAAAGGACGUGCCAAAUAGUGUGCUCGCUCAAAUAACGAAAUAAGAAUAAAGGGUCCAUGAAAACUUUUACAAUUUAACUGUUUAUUGAACUCACAAAUUCAACUGCAAAUAAGAAAUAAUGAAAGAAACUAAAAAAUGCAUGUAGUUGGAGUUCUUAUUGGAACAGAAUCAAAGUAAAUGUCAAAAAAAGAGCAAAGCAAAUAUUAAAUCAUACAACAACGAAAAUGUGUCUGUAUUUGGGUGCUAUGGAUCAUUUAAUAGACAUUGCAGCUUGUUGUGUCUGUCGGAUUGUUGAAAUAUCCUUUGUGGUGUUUGUAAUGAUGUGUGGUGCCAAAACGAAGUUCCUGUCUACGGUCUACGGUGGGAUAAGCGGAGGAAAUAUUUGCAGAUGUUGCUCCACGGCGGAUACGUAACAAUGUUGAAAUGGAAUUUCUUCAAUAGAGCAGCAUUUUAUUAUUGGGAAAGUGAAUUAAGGCAGACUCAAAAAACAAACAAAAAUCAAAAACAAAAAUUCUUUACAAACAAUUAAACUGAAAAUGGAAAAAGAACUUAGAUUAACAUAUAAACUUGUCUCAUUUUUUAUGAAAUACGGUAAAUGCAAUAAAUAA
Messenger RNA from Anastrepha ludens (Mexican fruit fly), 833 nucleotides. RefSeq lists its product as uncharacterized. NCBI's taxonomy places the organism in Eukaryota, Metazoa, Arthropoda, Insecta, Diptera, Tephritidae. The coding region runs from base 450 to 638 and encodes 62 amino acids. The record is from RefSeq and is a predicted model, not a curated record. The transcript has a single exon.